Symbiodinium necroappetens is the source of this 1626-nucleotide messenger RNA. The record is from the annotation of a GenBank genome assembly. Lineage: Eukaryota; Dinophyceae; Suessiales; Symbiodiniaceae.
GUGACGCUGACCCCUCCCACCGCGACCAUUCAGUUCAAGGUGGCCGAGACUCCACCUACCUCGUCCAACAUGUUCUUGCAGCCUGCCAUGGGUUCGGAGGUUGGCAUGAUGUCUCAGACGACUUUCAUUUGGACACUUGCCGACACGCCUCCGAACGAGGUGAAGUCGUUCGACCUUGUUCCUCUACUGAUGGUCGAGGAGUCAUCUCAACUGCUGCAGGGCCAGGAGCUCCAUAACUUGCGAAAAGUGGCUGACAAGUAUUUGCUUCCGGUAGCUUCUGCGAAGGAGACGAUCACGGUCAAGUGUGAGCAGAGAUCGGUUGGCAGCAUUGCGGCCGAAACAUUGCCAUGCACCUUUGCUGCAGCCCUUGGCUUCAACACACCGACGUUCAGCACCGGAGAGAUGGUGGUACUGCUGGUUCAAUGGUCAGACGGUGGUCUCACGCACAAGAUCUUUUCACCUGCAGUCCAGAUUGGAACUGCCCGAAGGCGCCUGCAAGCCGGAUCAGGACCUCCUGCGGCACUGCCGCAGAAGGCAGCGGCAGCGGUGGCAAACACUGAUAACGUGAACGGCACACACCCGGCACCGGAUUGUUCACACGAGGAUCUAAAGUUCAACUUUGGGCAGGGCAUGGAGUUCAGGGUGGAGGUCAUGAGCAUGGGCGUCCCAAAGGAUUUCCCCGAAAUGUACACCAACCCCAACGCUGGCCCACUGUACGCAAGUCCUUGGGCUGCGAUGGAGGGCACAGCACCUGCCAUGGCAGCAGAGGACUUUUUGCCAGAUGGAGCUUGCGACAUGGGCUUCUGCGACACUCAGCUGCCUGGCUGUGGGCAGAACGGCUUCAAGAAGCUGCACUUUCCGAAGCUAGUUUUCAACUUCAGCAGGGCCUUCCAUUUUUCCGCGAACGAGACGACGCAGCAGCAGCACAACAUGAUGAAGGAGGCUAUGGCGUGGGCUUUCUCGGCGAUGCCAGAGGCUGUCACCGUCAUGCUCCAGGAGCUGGAAGCACAAGAGAAGGAGAAAAAGAAGCAGACGGCCGUUCCGAACUAUGGCUUCGGCAACUACGGGAAUGCUGGUCCCGUCAACCAGGGUGCUGGUCAGCCGGGCCAGCCAAACUGGUUCGGUGCACCGUCGCAGACAAGUGCGAUUGCCAACACCCAGCAGAUGCCGAGCGCUUUUGGAAAAUGGUGGAACACACAAAGAAGGUUGCGAGAGCGACCACAACGUGGCAUCGACCAAGAUGGAAACAUCGUGGACAUGCCUACGAAGCUGCUUUCGCACCAGGUUCAGGUGGAGUUCAGCGAGGGACUUCCAUAUGCCGUCAGCCAUGAGCUGUUAAGCAGGAUGGUGCGUGGGCGCAUGUUCCAAGUUGAUGAUGGCUCGAGCAACAAGCUGGGCAAGCUGCAGAUUACUGGGUUUUACCUUCAAGAUAUGGGUACGGUAAGCAUACCUCAACGCGAUGGUGCAACACCUCGAUUCGACGGAGGUGGCUCUCCGGCCAUGUAUGGUCUUAUUGCAUCUGUGAUGGUGGCUCUGGGUACUGCGAUGGCGGUACUUCUAGCUCUUCGUGGAAAGAGCUCGAGUGGCUAUCUACUCCAGACCGCUGACGGAGAAGGUCUGGAAUAA